AUGUCGGCGAAGCCGCCGCGAACCGCGUCGACACCUCUCAAGCCUGAUGCGUUUCGGCAUUACGUGCGCAAUCAUCCUGACCAGCAUUUUGUAAGUGUGAUUGUUGACAUGAUCACUAAUGGUGCAGAUAUUGGUUAAUUCGGGCCUGUUUGUUCUCGUUUUACCGCUAACGCUAAAACUGCGCGCGAUCACCAUGACGCUUCGCUAAAAGCUAUCGAAAAAGAAGUUUUGUUGGGACAUACAGUCGGUCCUUUUACGAAGCCGCCAUUUAAGCAUUUUUCUAUCAGUUCACUCGGCGUGCGUGAAAAGAAGCUGAGUGGACAUCGAGUUAUUCUUGAUUUAUCCCGGCCAGUUGGUAAUAGUGUCAACGAUUAUAUCGAUGCUGAAGCGUACACGGUCUCUUAUUGUGCAGUUGACGAUGCCGUUCAAUUGUUGACACGUAUGGGAGUCGGGGCGUUAAUGUGUAAACAGGAUAUUAAGCAUGCUUUUCGCUUAUUUGCUGUGCGUUCUGCCGAUUGGCCUUUGUUAGGCUAUAAAGUUGGAAAUCACUUUUAUUACGAUAUUGUUCUGCCAUUCGGUGGAAUAUCGUCUCCGCGUCUUUUUUGCAUGAUCUCUGACGCUUUACAUUGGAUUGUGGCAAAUGUUUCAGGAAAAUUUAGCAUUUUGCAUUAUGUUGAUGAUUUCUUCAUUGUUGAACUUACGGUGGAAGCCUGCCAGUUUAUCGUUAACCUGUUACUGCAAAUUGCUCAAGAUCUCGGUAUUCCUUUUUCCUUCGACAAAGCUGAAGGUCCUUCAACCUGUUUGCCGUUUCUUGGUAUCACUUUUAAUUCAGUGUCACAAACUUUAUCCCUCCCAGCGGGUAAAUUAGAACAACUUAUUGCGUUAAUUAAUGUGUGGCUGGCGCAGCCCAUUUGGUCCAAGACUGAGCUUCAAAGCCUCUUCGGCUCAUUGCAGUUUGCCGCAAAGUGUGUUCCUGCUGGACUUUUAUUCACGCGUAGACUAAUUAAUCUGCUAUCUUCGCCAGAUCCAAAUCGAAUCGUUAUCACUAAUGAUAUUUAUGAUGAUCUUCGUUGGUGGGCAGAGUUUUUGCCAAAGUGGAAUGGCUGUGCCUCAUUCCUGUCUGUUAACUGGUCUCAUCCUGACGCUCUUCAUCUGUAUACAGAUGCAGCUGCCGGCACCGGUUUAGCCGCGUAUUUUGAUGGGGAAUGGUUUGCAUGCCGCUGGCCAUCACAGGAAAUUGCUCAACGGUGCAUCGCAUUUCUGGAAAUCAUUCCUGUUUAUGUUGCGUGCUUAGUUUGGGCAGGAAAAUUUCGGAAACAACGAAUUAUUUUUCAUUGUGACAACAUGGCGGUGGUUCAGUGCUGGUAUGCAACAGUCUACCAUUUGAUGCAGCAUCAUAUUUCCGCAUCAACUCGGAAAACGUAUUUGACCGCAUUGAAUCAAUUUUUGCAGUUCCUGUCUGCUUCACUUUGCAAUUCGUCACUGUUUGCCGAAGUCAACGUGCUGAAUUUCAUUGCUCAUUUAUAUCGUUGUGGCCAUAAGUUUUCAUGUGUGCGAACAUAUCUUGCCGGAAUCACAAAAUACGCGCUUGAAAGUGGUGUAUCUGAUCCCGUAUUGUCCAUAAACGUUCAACAUGCAUUUAAGGGAUUUCAGCGGUUGGCUCGUAUCAUGCCUGAUAACCGAAUGCCAGUUUCAUUAGUCAUAAUGCGAUUGUUAAAAGCCAGAAUUAUUGCUUAUCGUUAUAUGACCAAUCAUUACUUUGGUGCGCAAUGUGUUUUGCAUUCUUUGGUUUUUUGCGUAUCUCUGAAUUUGCAGUUUUGUUGAGCAAUAAGCACACUGUUUAGUUUCGACACGUCACCUUUGAUGGGCAUCAUGUGUCACUUGUUAUUCCAAGUUCUAAAACCGACCAAUUUUCUCAUGGUUAUACAGUGCAUUUUAAUUCAACUGAGCGUUCAAUUUGUCCUGUUCGUGCAUAUAUUCGUUAUUCGCGAUACCGUGCCCAUAUUGAUGUUCAAGCUCCAUUUUUUGUGUUUCGUGAUGGGUCAUCAUUGUCUCGGAAUUAU
This is a messenger RNA of Paramacrobiotus metropolitanus, 2063 nucleotides long. RefSeq lists its product as uncharacterized. NCBI's taxonomy places the organism in Eukaryota, Metazoa, Tardigrada, Eutardigrada, Parachela, Macrobiotidae. The record is from RefSeq and is a predicted model, not a curated record. The transcript is spliced from 2 exons.